Vigna unguiculata (cowpea) is the source of this 1741-nucleotide messenger RNA. Its product is annotated as ABC transporter B family member 9-like. NCBI's taxonomy places the organism in Eukaryota, Viridiplantae, Streptophyta, Magnoliopsida, Fabales, Fabaceae. The record is from RefSeq and is a predicted model, not a curated record. Gene Ontology annotation, cellular component: mitochondrial inner membrane. Gene Ontology annotation, biological process: oligopeptide export from mitochondrion. Gene Ontology annotation, molecular function: ATP hydrolysis activity; ABC-type oligopeptide transporter activity; ATP binding.
GGCAACUCAAGCAUGGGUCAAAUCUUUAAACUACUCCAUUGUAGAUGAUUGGAGGCAAUGACAUACAAAUGGCCAAGUUGCAAAACUACUUAUUCGGGAUAGCAGGUGGGAAACUUAUAGAGCGAAUUCGUUCAAUGGCAUUUAAUAAGGUUGUGCACCAAGAAAUCAGUUGGUUCGAUCAUCCUUCAAAUUCAUGUGGUGCAGUUAGUGCAAGGCUAGCUACUGAUGCUUCAACAGCGAGAAGUCUCGUCGGUGACAACUUAUCCCUCAUUGUGCAAAACAUAGCAAGAAUCACAACUGGUUUAGCUAUAGCAUUCACUGCUAAUUGGAUUCUGGCUUUUGUUAUUCUGGCUGUGUCACCCUUGUUGCUUCUACAAGGAUACCUUCAGACCAAGUUCGUAGAACGAUUCAGUGCAGAUGCAAAGGUGAAUUAUGAAGAGGCAAGUCAGGUGGCAAAUGAUGCUAUUGGUAGCAUUAGAACUGUUGCAUCAUUCUGUGCUGAGCCAAAGGUGGUGGAUAUGUACAAGAAGAAAUGUUCAGGGCCAGAAAAACAAGGUGUUCGUUUGGGGCUUUAUAGUGGUGUAGGACUAGGCUUCUCUUUUCUUGCUCUAUACUGCACAAAUGCUUUCUGUUUCUACGUAGGAUCGCUUCUUGUGCAAGACGGUAAAGCAACCUUUGAAGAAGUUUUCCAGGUUUUCUUUGCCUUAACAGUUACAGCAGUUGGUGUUUCCCAGAGUAGUGCCUUGGCUCCAGAUACUAACAAAGCCAAAGAUUCUGCAACUUCAAUAAUCAAAAUUCUUGAGACCAAAUCAGCGAUUGACUCCAGCAGUGAUGAGGGCAAAACACUAGACCUCAUAAAAGGUGAUAUUGAACUACAACAAGUCAGCUUUUGUUACCCAACAAGGCCUGACAUUCAAAUCUUCAAGGAUUUGUGUCUAAGCAUGCCAGCUGCAAAGACCGUUGCCUUGGUUGGGGAAAGUGGGAGUGGAAAAUCAACAGUGAUCAGCCUCAUAGAGAGAUUUUACAACCCUGAUUCUGGACGUGUACUACUUGAUGGAGUGGAUAUAAAAAACUUGAGACUGAGUUGGUUGAGGCAACAAAUGGGUUUGGUUGGUGAAGAGCCUAUUCUUUUCAAUGAAAGUAUUCGUGCCAACAUAGCUUAUAGUAAAGAGGGAGGUGCGACAGAGGAAGAGAUAGUUGCAGCAGCAGAAGCAGCAAAUGCACACAAGUUCAUAUGCUCUCUUCCACAUAGUUAUGACACCCCUGUGGGAGGACGAGGGACACAACUGUAAAGAGGACAAAAACAGCGCAUAGCCAUUGCAAGAGCCAUUCUGAAAGACCCCAAAAUCCUUUUGCUGGAUGGGGCAACCAGUGCACUUGAUGCAGAAUCUGAGUGUGUGGUUCAAGAGGCUCUUGAUAAAGUCAGUGUUAAUAGAACUACCGUUGUGGUAGCUCACCGUCUUCCAACAAUUAAAGGUGCUGACAUUAUAGCAGUCGUCAAAAAUGGGGUCAUUGCUGAGAAGGGGAACCAUGAAGCGUUGAUGAAGAUCGAUGGAGUUUAUGCUUCAUUGGUAUCUCUCCAUAUUAGUCAAUCAUAGUGUGAAGAAAAAUGCCAGUGCCAUGUACAUUACACGUCACUAGAUAGCAUCAAAUUUUGCAACUUCUUCACUUCUUUUUUUCUUAAAUGACUUGAAAAUUCAUUCUAAAGUCUUGUAAACACAUAUAAAGAUCAUUUCCCAGA